CCAUGAAAAGAAAUGAAAUAAUGGCAUUUGCAGCAACCAUUGUGGAGUUGGAGACCAUUAUUCUAAGUGAAGAAACUCGGGAAUGGAAACCAGACAUCGUAUGUUCUCACUCAUAAAUGGGAGCUAAGCUAUGAGGACGCAAAGGCAUAAGAAUGGUACAAUGGACUUUGGGGGCUCAGGGGAAAGGGUGGAAGGGGUGUGAGGAAUAAAAAACUACACAUUGGGUAUAGUGUGCACUGCUUGGGUGAUGGGUGCACCAAAAUCUCAGAAAUCACCACUAAAAAACUUAUUCAUCUAACCAAACACCACCUGUUCCCCAAAAAAAUAAUUUAAAAAAGUUUGGCAGGCCUCCAUUGUUUCUUGGCUAUGUGGCCUGUACAAGUGAUUUCAGCUUAUUGAGCUUCAGUUUCCACACCUGUUAAAAUGAGUUUAUAGCAUAGGAUUGUUAUGAAUAUUAAAUGUGGCAGCAAAUGUGAAGCACCUAGCAUAGUGCCUGGCCUGCAGUAAGUGCUCAACAAAUGUCCCUUCCCCUUUCCUUCUCUUGCUCUCCCUCUCACCCGUGUCCUCUCAGAUUGUCUGUGCCAUUGGGCAGAGGGAAAUUCUCUCCUCCCAAUAAACCGGUAUGUGGGGUCAGGUGUGUGGUAAGCAGACUGGUUCUCUACAUUAAACAUGCUGCCUUCACUCAGGGACCUUUUAGGCAGAAGGGCCAUGUUUAUGCAUAUAUGUGCAACCUGCUUUUCCUGCAGCAUAGCUCGGGCCUGCAAAAAUAGCUCCAUCAGAGCUGAAGAGUCAGCCAGUCUUGUAUGAACAUGGACUAUAGAUCCUCAUGUGGGCCCGUGUCCACUUGACCAGGCUGCAUGGCUCAGCAUGCUGUGCAGCAGAUGAACAGCUGGCCCAGAGAGUUCCCAAUGGGCUCUUGCACACUGCCCAGGAGCCAGGAGGGAGACCUUCCAGGAUCUGCCACCUGGUGCCAGGGAGCAGUGAGCCCAAAAGCCCAACAACUAGAUCAGACGGGUGACUGGGCAGCCAGGGAAUGUGGAGGAGGACUCGAAAGGUGUCCAGAGCUUGCCAUGUCAUCUCUCCCAGACCUAGCUUCCUCAUCUGCAAAAUAAGGCUGAAGAAAAUUAAAUACGUUUUGGGAUUCCAGUAGAGCUAGAAAAUAAUACUUAUCUUCCUGGCCUAAAUUCAAAAUUAGUUGAGACAUAGAGGAGUCAGACAGAUAACAAUAAUAAAUAAAAUAAGUAAAUAAAUAAAUAAAUAAAUAAAUAAAUAAAUAAAUAAAAACAGCAAAUACUUUUAUAGCAUCAUCACCGCUAGUUAAGCAUUAAUACUUAUUUCGCAUUUCCUAUUUGUCGAAGCUCUUUAUGAUGUUCUAAUCUGAGCCCUUUAUGAUGUUAACUAAUACAACAGUCCUAUAAGGUAGGUACUAUUCUUAUCCCCAUUUUAUGGAUGAAGAAACCAAGGUACUGAAAGUUUAAUUAAUUUGCCCCAUAUCACAGAACUAGUAAUUGGCAGACUAGGAUUUAAUGCCAGGUGGUCUGACUUCCAAGGCCAUGAUCUUGACCACUGUCCUGCACCAAUUACCAUGGAAAGCCCACAGGGCAGCUUUAGAUCUGCACACAGGGUCUUGCUAACACUUCGACCUAUAGUUAGACUUGGCCAUCCUGUCAAGGAGAGGAGAAGAGCUUUGCUUUCCAUAGGCCACCUCAUAGGCCAUACAGGGGGUAUUGGGUGAGGCAGGUCCGGUUCCUUCUCCCAAACCCACCAACCCAAUCAUUGUCACUCAAAUUACCACAAACUUGCUAAUUUGUAACUGGGAGUAGUGAUAGUACCUGUGUCCAGGUUGUGCUGUGGGUUAGCUGAGGUGGUAUGUCUAAGUGCGCACUUGGGACAUUUUCUGGUGCAAGGUUAGUACUCAACCCAUGUUAGCCAUUCUUGUUAUCAUCUGUUCCCUAAUACAAACUCUUCAAUGGGUCCCCAUUGGCCACAAGAUAAAGGUUGAACUCCUUUCACAGAGAACAGGUUGUUGUUGACUUAAAACAACAGAAACAUAUGCUAUCACAGUUUGAGAGGCCAAAAGUCUGCAAUCCAGGUAUCAUCGGGGUGACUCCUGGAGGCUGUGAGAGAAUCCACUCCAUGCUUCUCUCCUAGCUACUGUGGCUGUCAGCACCCCAUAGCACUCCUUGACUUGGGGACACACAUCACUGCAGUCUCCGCCCCCACCUUCACAUGGCCUUCCCCUCUGUGUCUCUGUGUGUCCCUUCUGUCUUCUAAGGACACCCUCAUUGGAUUUAGAGCUCACCCUAAUCCAGUGUGAUCUUAUAUCAAUCUUUUAAUUACAUCUGCAAAACCAUAUUUCCAAAUAAGAUUACAUUCAGAGAUUUUCAGCAGACAUGAAUUUUGAAGGGACGUGUUUCAACCACAAAAAGGACAAAUUAGUAAGGGAAUAAGGUAAGACAAGAGCGUUCCCAUAGGGAAGUUUAUCCUCAAGAAGACAUAAUGUGGUAAAGAGGUUUCCUCCUGGGAUUGGUAGACACUGGCAUGGCUGCUUUAACAGAGAUCAAAAUAACGGUGGCCAAAGCAUAACAGAAGCUUGUUUCUCUUGCACAUAAAAUCUCAGCCAGGGGGAUACAGAUGUUCUACUUCACAAAGUUCUUCAGGGCUUCUUUUAUCUUGUUCUAACAUGCUGUUCAAGAUGCCCUUAACCCCAGAGACAAAGAUGGCUCACCAAAAAGGGCCACACUUUUGCCAGCAGGUAGUGGAAGAGGAAGUGGAAGGCAUCUGGCUUUAUUCUAAGGGUACAAGCAAAAGAUUGCACAUAACACCUCUGCUCACACCCAUUGGCCCAAACUUAGACAGUCAUGCCUCACUGCAAGGGAAUUUGGAAAGUCUAGUCUUUGGCUGAGAGGUCAUGGAACCAGCUAAAAUUUUGGGGAUUAAAUUUCUAAAUGAAAGAUGGGGAGAUUGAUCGUUGAGGGACAACUAGCGUAAAGUGUAAGAAAUACCUGAUACAGGGUAAGAGGUCAGUAAAUUGUAAUGUUGAUCUUCUGCCAUGAUAUUGCUGACAACUUAUUCUUGCUGGUCACACGCUGAUAAGCCUCUAUAUUCACCCCUGACCCUGGCACCUGUCACUGUAGUAACCCAAGUACAGACAGAUCAUGACUCCACAGUCUUGAGAUGGACCACUUUUCUUCACACUCCUUUACUUGGCUCCCCAAGUCGGCUGCCCUCAAGGAUGCCCCCGUCUCCAGCUUAGCCUUGGACCCAAGGUUGCAAAGUCCUGGAGAAGGGAGGCUCCCCCCAAGUCCCCCAAGCUCUGACUGCCAGGAAUACCUUGUGUUCCGGAAUCUGAACCCCCAGGCACUGCAUGCCUUGCCCAUUCUGCACGGUUGCCUUCCUGUAUACUGGAGGAGUUUGUGGAAAGAAUUUUCUGGCAUUAGAGGGUGAAAGUCAAAACAGUAAUUACAAGAACAUCUGUUUCUGAGUGGAAAGCAUAUCCCCUGCACACCAGGAGAUAUGCCUGCACAGUUCAACAAGCAGGAUGUUAAAAUGGAAGAGAGUGUUCUGGGAGGGAGGACUAAUGGCCCCAGCCAUGAUGAAGGCUCUGCUUCCUGGGAGGAUGCUGCACUGGGAAAUAGGGAGAAAGGAGUGUGGGGAAUGAGUGAGUGAAUGCAUGGAGAAGGGAGUGAAUGAAGGACAGAAAGAAUGAAAAUGGUGAAUGAAUGAGUGACUUAAUGAAUGAAUAAAUGAAUAAAUAAGUAAAAAAUGAAUCCAUGAAUAAAUAAAUCAAUGAGUAAGUAAAUAAGUGAAGAGGCUAAUGAGCGAAUGAGGGAACGAGUGUGAUUUUGAGGAAAUAGAUGAGUGAAAAUUGGGGGGAACUGAAUAUGAGCUUUGGCCAGCAGGUGGUGGAAGAGAAAGUGGAAGGCAUCUAUAAAUGAAUGAGUGAGUCAGUAAUAGGUAGAAAUGAAUAAAUAAUAGAAUAAGUGACUGAGUGAAUGAGUGAGUGAACCAGCAGUCAGAUCACUCUUCUUUUCUGGACAGAUGUGUUUGGCAGCAAGACUGGGGUUGUGGGGCAGGACUGGAGCUGGAUUUACCUGGAGGCUCAACAUCUGGGUCAGCCACACAUUAGGACAGAAGGGCAGGCAAAGCUGGAAGAAUCAUAUAAUUAUAAUUAUCGAGGUGGGAUAAAUGUUAAAAGCAUCUGGUCCAGCCUCAUCCCCCUUUUUACAGAUACAGAAACUAAGGACAAAAGGAAUGACAAAAAGCAUGAAAACAAGACAUUCGAAAACAGACUAGCCAUAUUAUCUUGGGCAAUUUAUUCUUUUUAUUUUAUUUUUAAAUUUAAUCCUUAAAUUUCAGUUUCUCUAUUUGCAAAAUAAGGGUGAUGUUACCUAGUGCAUAGGGUAAGAUUAAAUCAGAUACUACAUGCCAAGUGUUAUUCCCUAUGGUGUUUAUCUGGUGAUCGGUCGAUAGUUUGAACCUAGACACAGCGGUCUGUGUAGACUAAGAUAAGAUAUAACAGCGAAGAACCCCCAAACUCAGUGAUGUUGACUCAACAAAGAUUUGUUUCCUGCUCAUAUCACAGAUGAGGGCCAUGUAGAGCCCCCCUCUUAUAGCUCUGCAGUCUAGAAAUCAUGGCUUUGAGGGUCACCACCACAGAAGAACAGUACAGGGGGCUCAUUGUUCUCUUGGCCUGGAAAUUACACAUCUUCGUGCCACUCACUUCAACAUCUCUAUAAGGAAAGUGGAUAUUGGCUACAAAGAACGGGGGCUUUUCAGUGAGCACUGAUCAUGUCUACCAUAUACUAGGAUUAUUUGGGGCUUGUGAUCCUGGUCCAAUAGAGGUGAUGGUCUGAGGAGGAAUACUUCUUCAGCUAUAGACCCAUGCUAGCCGCUUCCUCAGUGGCUGGUGGCCAUUGAAACUCCAGAUUUAGAGUCAGAGAAUUGGUGAAUCUAGGGUAACCUCCAUUUCUCCUGGCUAUGUGAUCUUGUGUAAAUUAUUCAACAUCCCUAAGCCUCAGAUACCUUCUCCAUAAGAAAAGGAUAAUAUAAUGCAUAUAUCAGACAUUGAUUGAGGCAUAAAUGCGACAGUGUGUGUGGAAUCAAUUUCAGAAGUAUAAGCUACAAUGAGAAAUGAUAUUCUUCUCAUUCUACUCACCUUCCUCAUUCCUUCAUGAGAGUACUAAUCCUUGCUGAGUACAAUGUCACAGUCAAUAUGUCAAGAACCUUACCUCCUAAUUUAAUCUUCAUUGCACCAGUGCAAGGAUUGUGCUAUUAACUCUGACUUACAGGUGAAGACCUGGAGGCUUCUCAGGGAGAAGAAAUAAGUUGCUGAGACAUUGUAGCUAUCAUGACAGAGCCAGGCUCAACCCCAGCCAUCUUAUUCCAAGGCAGGGUCUUGCCUGUGUCUGCAGUUUCCUAUGCUUUGGCUAGUAUAACGACAACUUUGUAGGGGGAGAUCAUUCUUUCUUCCUUAAAGAACCUUACCAAAAUGUUCUGGUGUGGCCAGAAAAGCUUAAGAUUCUAUGAGUAUUUUUUAUUUGUGGAAAUGUUGCAAAAGUAGAUUUUCUUACUUUGGAUUAUCCACAUUCCCCAGCAAAUCUGCAGGAAGUCCUAAGCAGAGAUUAGACGGGACAUCCAAGGAUGCAGGCGCGAGCAGCCCAGAGUGCAGGAGCAGGGUCCCAGGGUCCUGGGCAAGCUGAGAUCGACCUCUGAGAGCAGAGGGAAGCUACAGAGCAGAACUGUGCUGGCUUUGCAGGUAGACUGAAAUUACCAUGUGUCCAAAUUAAAAUUGCAUACUUCAAGGAUUAUUUGAAGGACUAUUCUUAGACCCUUUUAAGAAGAUUUAAAGAAAAACCACUCGGCCCUGAGUGCGGCGAGGACCCUAUUUGUGGAUGUGGAAGAGCGCGGGCCGGAGGCCAUGGACGUGAAGGAGAGGAAGCCUUACCGCUCGCUGACCCGGCGCCGCGACGCCGAGCGCCGCUACACCAGCUCGUCCGCGGACAGCGAGGAGGGCAAAACCCCGCAGAAAUCCUACAGCUCCAGCGAGACCCUGAAGGCCUACGACCAGGACGCCCGCCUAGCCUACGGCAGCCGCGUCAAGGAUAUGGUGCCGCAGGAGGCCGAGGAAUUCUGCCGCACAGGUGCCAACUUCACCCUGCGGGAGCUGGGGCUGGGAGAAGUAACGUCCCCUCACGGGACCCUGUACCGGACAGACAUUGGCCUCCCCCACUGCGGCUACUCCAUGGGGGCCAGCUCUGAUGCCGACAUGGAGGCUGACACGGUGCUGUCCCCUGAGCACCCCGUGCGGCUGUGGGGCCGGAGCACACGGUCAGGGCGCAGCUCCUGCCUGUCCAGCCGGGCCAACUCCAACCUCACGCUCACCGACACCGAGCACGAAAACACUGAGACUGGUGCUCCCUUGCAUUGUUCAUCCGCUUCAUCAACCCCUAUUGAGCAGUCCCCCUCCCCGCCCCCCUCCCCUCCGGCCAAUGAGAGCCAGAGGCGGUUGCUAGGCAACGGUGUGGCCCAGCCAACCCCGGACUCAGACUCUGAGGAAGAGUUUGUCCCUAAUUCAUUCUUAGUUAAAAGUGGCUCCGCCAGCCUGGGGGUCGCGGCGAACGAUCACCCGGGUGGCCUGCAGAACCACGCGCGGCUCCGGACACCGCCGCCGCCGCUCUCGCACACCCACACCCCCAACCAGCAUCACGCGGCCUCCAUUAACUCCCUGAACCGGGGCAACUUCACGCCGAGGAGCAACCCCAGCCCGGCCCCCACGGAUCACUCGCUCUCCGGAGAGCCCCCCGCCGGCGGCGCCCAGGAGCCUGCCCAUGCCCAGGACAACUGGCUGCUCAACAGCAACAUCCCCCUGGAGACCAGAAACCUAGGCAAGCAGCCAUUCCUAGGGACAUUGCAGGACAACCUCAUUGAGAUGGACAUUCUCGGCGCCUCCCGCCACGAUGGGGCUUACGGUGACGGGCACUUCCUCUUCAAGCCUGGAGGCACCUCCCCGCUCUUCUGCACCACAUCACCGGGGUACCCACUGACGUCCAGCACAGUGUAUUCCCCUCCGCCCCGACCCCUGCCCCGCAGCACCUUCGCCCGGCCGGCCUUUAACCUCAAGAAGCCCUCCAAGUACUGUAACUGGAAGUGCGCAGCCCUGAGCGCCAUCGUCAUCUCAGCCACGCUGGUCAUCCUGCUGGCAUACUUUGUGGCCAUGCACCUGUUUGGCCUAAACUGGCACCUGCAGCCGAUGGAGGGGCAGAUGUAUGAGAUCACGGAGGACACAGCCAGCAGUUGGCCUGUGCCAACCGACGUCUCCCUGUACCCCUCAGGGGGCACUGGCUUAGAGACCCCUGACAGGAAAGGCAAAGGAACCGCAGAAGAGUCGGUGGAUAACUGCCCCAGCAACUGCUAUGGCAAUGGUGACUGUAUCUCUGGGACCUGCCACUGCUUCCUGGGUUUCCUGGGCCCCGACUGUGGCAGAGCUUCCUGCCCCGUGCUCUGUAGCGGAAAUGGCCAGUACAUGAAGGGCAGAUGCCUGUGCCACAGUGGCUGGAAAGGCGCCGAGUGUGAUGUGCCCACCAACCAGUGUAUUGAUGUGGCCUGCAGCAACCAUGGCACCUGCAUCAUGGGCACCUGCAUCUGCAAUCCUGGCUACAAGGGCGAGAGCUGUGAGGAAGUGGACUGCAUGGACCCCACAUGUUCAGGCCGGGGUGUCUGCGUGAGAGGCGAAUGCCACUGCUCUGUGGGAUGGGGAGGCACCAACUGCGAGACCCCCAGGGCCACAUGCUUAGACCAAUGUUCAGGUCACGGAACCUUCCUCCCGGACACCGGGCUUUGCAGCUGUGACCCAAGCUGGACUGGACACGACUGUUCUAUUGAGAUCUGUGCUGCCGACUGUGGCGGCCACGGCGUGUGUGUAGGGGGCACCUGCCGCUGCGAGGAUGGCUGGAUGGGGGCAGCCUGCGACCAGCGGGCCUGCCACCCGCGCUGUGCGGAGCACGGGACCUGCCGCGACGGCAAGUGCGAGUGCAGCCCUGGCUGGAAUGGCGAACACUGCACCAUCGCUCACUAUCUGGAUAGGGUAGUUAAAGAGGGUUGCCCUGGGUUGUGCAAUGGCAACGGCAGAUGUACCUUAGACCUGAAUGGUUGGCACUGCGUCUGCCAGCUGGGCUGGAGAGGAGCUGGCUGUGACACUUCCAUGGAGACUGCCUGCGGUGACAGCAAAGACAACGAUGGAGAUGGCCUGGUGGACUGCAUGGACCCUGACUGCUGCCUCCAGCCCCUGUGUCAUGUCAACCCGCUGUGCCUGGGCUCCCCUGACCCUCUGGACAUCAUCCAGGAGACACAGGUCCCUGUGUCACAGCAGAACCUACACUCCUUCUAUGACCGCAUCAAGUUCCUCGUGGGCAGGGACAGCACGCACAUCAUCCCCGGGGAGAACCCCUUUGAUGGAGGGCAUGCUUGUGUUAUUCGUGGCCAAGUGAUGACAUCAGAUGGAACCCCCCUGGUUGGUGUGAACAUCAGUUUUGUCAAUAACCCUAUCUUUGGAUAUACAAUCAGCAGGCAAGAUGGCAGCUUUGACUUGGUGACAAAUGGCGGCAUCUCCAUCAUCCUGCGGUUCGAGCGGGCACCUUUCAUCACACAGGAGCACACCCUCUGGCUGCCAUGGGAUCGCUUCUUUGUCAUGGAAACCAUCAUCAUGAGACAUGAGGAGAAUGAGAUUCCCAGCUGUGAUCUGAGCAAUUUUGCCCGCCCCAACCCUGUCGUCUCUCCAUCCCCACUGACAUCCUUCGCCAGCUCCUGUGCAGAGAAAGGCCCCAUUGUGCCAGAAAUUCAGGCUUUGCAGGAGGAAAUCUCUAUCGCUGGCUGCAAGAUGAGGCUGAGCUACCUGAGCAGCCGGACCCCUGGCUACAAAUCUGUCCUGAGGAUCAGCCUCACCCACCCGACCAUCCCCUUCAACCUCAUGAAGGUGCACCUCAUGGUAGCGGUGGAGGGCCGCCUCUUCAGGAAGUGGUUUGCUGCAGCCCCAGACCUGUCCUAUUAUUUCAUUUGGGACAAGACAGACGUCUACAACCAGAAGGUGUUUGGGCUCUCAGAAGCCUUUGUGUCUGUGGGUUAUGAAUAUGAAUCCUGCCCGGAUCUAAUCCUGUGGGAAAAAAGAACAGCAGUGCUGCAGGGCUAUGAAAUUGAUGCGUCCAAGCUUGGAGGAUGGAGCCUAGACAAACAUCAUGCCCUCAACAUUCAAAGUGGCAUCCUGCACAAAGGGAAUGGGGAGAACCAGUUUGUGUCUCAGCAGCCGCCUGUCAUCGGGAGCAUCAUGGGCAAUGGACGCCGGAGAAGCAUCUCCUGCCCCAGCUGCAAUGGCCUUGCUGACGGCAACAAGCUCCUGGCCCCAGUGGCCCUCACCUGUGGCUCCGAUGGGAGCCUCUAUGUGGGUGAUUUCAACUACAUUAGAAGGAUCUUCCCCUCUGGAAAUGUCACCAACAUCCUAGAGUUGAGAAAUAAAGAUUUCAGACAUAGUCACAGUCCAGCACACAAAUACUACCUGACCACAGACCCCAUGAGCGGCGCCGUCUUCCUUUCUGACACCAACAGCCGGCGGGUCUUUAAAAUCAAGUCCACUGUGGUGGUGAAGGACCUUGUCAAGAACUCUGAGGUGGUUGCGGGAACAGGUGACCAGUGCCUCCCCUUUGAUGACACUCGCUGCGGGGAUGGUGGGAAGGCCACAGAAGCCACACUCACCAAUCCCAGGGGCAUCACAGUGGACAAGUUUGGGCUGAUCUACUUCGUGGAUGGCACCAUGAUCAGACGCAUCGAUCAGAAUGGGAUCAUCUCCACCCUGCUCGGCUCCAAUGAUCUCACAUCAGCCCGGCCCCUCAGCUGUGACUCUGUCAUGGAUAUUUCCCAGGUUCGCCUGGAGUGGCCCACAGACUUAGCCAUCAACCCAAUGGACAACUCACUUUAUGUCCUCGACAACAAUGUGGUCCUGCAGAUCUCUGAAAACCACCAGGUGCGCAUUGUCGCUGGGAGGCCCAUGCACUGCCAGGUCCCUGGCAUUGACCACUUCCUGCUAAGCAAGGUGGCCAUCCACGCAACCCUGGAGUCAGCCACCGCUUUGGCUGUUUCACACAAUGGGGUCCUGUAUAUUGCUGAGACUGAUGAGAAAAAGAUCAACCGCAUCAGGCAGGUCACCACUAGCGGAGAGAUCUCACUAGUUGCUGGGGCCCCCAGUGGCUGUGACUGUAAAAAUGAUGCCAACUGUGAUUGUUUUUCUGGAGAUGAUGGUUAUGCCAAGGAUGCAAAGUUAAAUACCCCGUCUUCCUUGGCUGUGUGUGCUGAUGGGGAGCUCUAUGUGGCUGACCUUGGGAACAUCCGAAUUCGGUUUAUCCGGAAGAACAAGCCUUUCCUCAACACCCAGAACAUGUAUGAGCUGUCUUCACCAAUUGACCAAGAGCUCUAUCUGUUUGAUACCACUGGCAAGCACCUGUACACCCAAAGCCUGCCCACAGGAGACUACCUGUACAACUUCACCUACACUGGGGAUGGCGACGUCACACUCAUCACAGACAACAACGGCAACAUGGUAAAUGUCCGCCGAGACUCUACUGGGAUGCCCCUUUGGCUGGUGGUCCCAGAUGGCCAGGUAUACUGGGUGACCAUGGGCACUAACAGUGCACUCAAGAGUGUGACCACACAAGGACACGAGUUGGCCAUGAUGACAUACCAUGGUAAUUCUGGCCUUCUGGCAACCAAAAGCAAUGAAAACGGAUGGACAACAUUUUAUGAGUAUGACAGCUUUGGCCGCCUGACAAAUGUGACCUUCCCUACUGGCCAGGUGAGCAGUUUCCGAAGUGAUACAGACAGUUCAGUGCAUGUCCAGGUAGAGACCUCCAGCAAGGAUGAUGUCACCAUAACCACCAACCUGUCUGCCUCAGGUGCCUUCUACACACUGCUGCAAGACCAAGUCCGGAACAGCUACUACAUUGGGGCCGACGGCUCCCUGCGGCUGCUGCUGGCCAACGGCAUGGAGGUGGCACUGCAGACCGAGCCCCACUUGCUGGCUAGCACUGUCAACCCCACCGUGGGCAAGAGGAAUGUCACACUGCCCAUUGACAACGGCCUCAACCUGGUGGAGUGGCGGCAGCGCAAGGAGCAGGCUCGGGGCCAGGUCACUGUCUUCGGGCGCCGGCUGCGGGUUCACAACCGAAAUCUCCUGUCUCUGGAUUUUGACCGUGUAACACGCACAGAGAAGAUCUAUGAUGACCACCGCAAGUUCACCCUUCGGAUUCUGUACGACCAGGCGGGGCGGCCCAGCCUCUGGUCACCCAGCAGCAGGCUGAAUGGUGUCAAUGUGACAUACUCCCCUGGGGGUCACAUUGCUGGCAUCCAGAGAGGCAUCAUGUCCGAAAGAAUGGAAUACGACCAGGCAGGCCGCAUCACAUCCAGGAUCUUCGCUGAUGGGAAGACGUGGAGCUACACGUACUUAGAGAAGUCCAUGGUGCUGCUACUACACAGCCAGAGGCAGUAUAUCUUUGAGUUUGACAAGAAUGACCGCCUCUCUUCUGUGACGAUGCCCAACGUGGCACGGCAGACACUAGAGACCAUCCGCUCAGUGGGCUACUACAGAAACAUCUAUCAGCCCCCUGAGGGCAAUGCCUCAGUCAUACAGGACUUCACUGAGGAUGGGCACCUCCUCCACACCUUCUACCUGGGCACUGGCCGCAGGGUGAUAUACAAGUAUGGCAAACUGUCGAAGCUGGCGGAGACACUGUACGACACCACCAAGGUCAGUUUCACCUAUGACGAGACGGCAGGCAUGCUGAAGACCAUCAACCUACAGAACGAGGGCUUCACCUGCACCAUCCGCUACCGUCAGAUUGGGCCCCUGAUCGACCGGCAGAUCUUCCGCUUCACUGAGGAAGGCAUGGUCAAUGCCCGUUUUGACUACAACUAUGACAACAGCUUCCGGGUGACCAGCAUGCAGGCUGUGAUCAACGAGACCCCGCUGCCCAUUGAUCUCUAUCGCUAUGAUGAUGUGUCAGGCAAGACAGAGCAGUUUGGGAAGUUUGGUGUCAUCUACUAUGACAUUAACCAGAUAAUCACCACAGCUGUCAUGACCCACACCAAGCAUUUUGAUGCAUAUGGCAGGAUGAAGGAAGUGCAGUAUGAGAUCUUCCGCUCGCUCAUGUACUGGAUGACCGUCCAGUAUGAUAACAUGGGGCGAGUAGUGAAGAAGGAGCUGAAGGUGGGACCCUACGCCAAUACCACCCGCUACUCCUAUGAGUACGAUGCUGAUGGCCAGCUGCAGACAGUCUCCAUCAAUGACAAGCCACUCUGGCGCUACAGCUAUGACCUCAAUGGAAACCUGCACUUACUGAGCCCUGGGAACAGUGCACGGCUCACACCGCUACGGUACGACCUCCGCGACCGCAUCACUCGACUGGGUGAUGUGCAAUACAAGAUGGACGAGGAUGGCUUCCUGAGGCAGCGUGGCGGUGAUACCUUUGAGUACAACUCAGCUGGCCUACUCAUCAAGGCCUACAACCGGGCUGGCGGCUGGAGUGUCAGGUACCGCUACGACGGCCUGGGGCGGCGGGUGUCCAGCAAGAGCAGCCACAGCCACCACCUGCAGUUCUUCUAUGCAGACCUGACCAACCCCACCAAGGUCACCCACCUCUACAACCACUCCAGCUCUGAGAUCACCUCCCUCUACUACGACUUGCAAGGACACCUCUUUGCCAUGGAGCUGAGCAGUGGUGACGAGUUUUACAUCGCUUGUGACAACAUCGGGACCCCUCUUGCUGUCUUUAGUGGAACGGGUUUGAUGAUCAAGCAAAUCCUGUACACAGCCUAUGGGGAGAUCUACAUGGAUACCAACCCCAACUUUCAGAUCAUCAUAGGCUACCAUGGUGGCCUCUAUGAUCCACUCACCAAGCUUGUCCACAUGGGCCGGCGAGAUUAUGAUGUGCUGGCCGGACGCUGGACUAGCCCAGACCACGAGCUGUGGCAGCACCUUAGUAGCAGCAACAUCAUGCCUUUUAAUCUCUAUAUGUUCAAAAACAACAACCCCAUCAGCAACUCUCAGGACAUCAAGUGCUUCAUGACAGAUGUUAACAGCUGGCUGCUCACCUUUGGAUUCCAGCUACACAACGUGAUCCCUGGUUAUCCCAAACCAGACAUGGAUGCCAUGGAACCCUCCUAUGAGCUCAUCCACACACAGAUGAAAACCCAGGAGUGGGACAACAGCAAGUCUAUCCUCGGGGUACAGUGUGAAGUACAGAAGCAGCUCAAGGCCUUCGUUACCUUAGAACGCUUUGACCAGCUCUAUGGCUCCACAAUCACCAGCUGCCAGCAGGCCCCAAAGACCAAGAAGUUUGCAUCCAGUGGCUCAAUCUUUGGCAAGGGGGUCAAAUUUGCCUUGAAGGAUGGCCGAGUGACCACAGACAUCAUCAGUGUGGCCAACGAGGAUGGGCGAAGGGUUGCUGCCAUCUUGAACAAUGCCCACUACCUAGAGAACCUGCACUUCACCAUUGAUGGGGUGGACACCCAUUACUUUGUGAAACCAGGGCCUUCAGAAGGUGACCUGGCCAUCCUGGGCCUCAGUGGGGGGCGGCGAACCCUGGAGAAUGGGAUCAACGUCACUGUGUCCCAGAUCAACACAGUGCUUAAUGGCAGGACUAGACGCUACACAGACAUCCAGCUCCAGUACGGGGCACUGUGCUUGAACACACGCUAUGGGACAACAUUGGACGAGGAGAAGGCGCGGGUCCUGGAGCUGGCCCGGCAGAGAGCCGUGCGCCAGGCCUGGGCCCGUGAGCAGCAGAGACUGCGGGAAGGGGAGGAAGGCCUGCGGGCCUGGACAGAGGGGGAGAAGCAGCAGGUGCUGAGCACAGGGCGGGUGCAAGGCUACGACGGCUUUUUCGUGAUCUCUGUCGAGCAGUACCCAGAACUGUCGGACAGCGCCAACAACAUCCACUUCAUGAGACAGAGCGAGAUGGGCCGGAGGUGACAGAAAGGGCCAAGGCCUGGACUUCUUGCCAAAGACAGCUACUCUUUUGUGGCCACAUACCUGACUGUGUUGUACUUUAAAAAAAAAAAAUUGAUUUUUUAACAAGUGCAGAAACAAAAAGAUACUGGUUGCAUUGUAACUCAUGCAACAUCCUUUUUUUUAGAAAAGAAAAACACAAAUUUGGCCUUCGCACAUUUUUUGCAAAGAACAGAAGGUAUUUUUUUCUGUAGUGUGAUCACAAUGAAAACUUUAUUGUCUUUUGUUCCCUUUUUCCUCUAGGAUUUUUCCCUUGUCGUUUGGGGUAUGUAUCUCCUCUCUGAGAUACAUCUCCUGGGGUGUCUCCUUGUCUGUCCCUAGAUACCCAGUGUGAUGUGGGACAUGAAUGUCUGUGCUAACUUGUCUCAUGUGCAACCCUUUCUUCUUCGAUUGGGGUCAGGCAGGAGUAAAGGGAGUGAUGGGCCAGUACAAUGCCCCUUCCGAGGGGGCCUGGGAGGAGGGUCUGUAGGACCAGAGGCUCCUAGGCAGGGCUUCUGCAGAAGAGUGGUGGAUUUCUUCUCACCAUGUUCUGUGCCUCCAGAGGAUCACAGAUGGCUUCAUCCUGCUCCAGGGAAUUUCAUGGUGUUGUUCAGCACCUUUUUUAAGCUGCCCCAACUCCUGUCCAAGCUUUCUAUUUUGAUGCUAAAUGAAGCCCCCUACCCCUUUUGCAAAUCCCGUGUAGUUGUCGGUGCCACCUCCAUGCUGGGAUAGAGAAAGUGUCUCCCAGGUCCUUUCCCCCAGACCGGUGACAUAACGUCCUGGACUCAGAGCCCCAUCCUCCCGGGAGGGAAAGCACCCAGGAUGCCUGUGACUGGUUGGUCCUCCAUGAUGUUCCUGUUCAUCUCCUCCUCUCUCCCAAAGCCAGAUGUGAAAACCAGCACUGCACAGCAAGCCCUCAAUGUAAGCACCAUGUCCACGGAAGGGAAGGCCACCCACAGCAAAGGGAUGGCAGUGGUGGUGAGGGCAGCAGCCUGCCUUCCGAGGCAAAGCCCUCUCUCUAUGACUUUGAGUAUCUUCCCUCCACUGCUCAGCCACCGCCACUGAGACGUCGGAAUGUGGAGGGAGGUGCUUGGUGGCCUUUGAUUCUGGAAAAAUGCUUAAGAAAAAAAGCCAACCAAAGAGAGGAAGGCAUGAGCCAAGCAUCCUUCUAACCAGCUCCGGAAGUCCAAUCUGCCUCCAUGUACAAGCUGAUCGCAGAGCUGGACUGGGGCAGGAUGGGCUUCCAGGAAGUUCCUGAAGUUCUGAAUCAGCUUCCCCGCUAGAGAAGCCCAGCCAGUGUGUUUUUUAGUGGCAGGAAGAAAGGAGGGAAGAGCUGCUGUGGUGUGGCCUGCCCGUGUCAUGCAACCCCACCAGGAGCAGGGCAGUUCCCAAGGUGGGUACCCGUGGAUCUGGGAGGCCAGGCUGGUGUGGUUCCUGUGAAGACCUGUGCCUGUGUCGUCAGGGAGAGGCCUGAGCCCUCGCAGCAGCAGGGACAGCCCAUACCUGAAGAGCACACCCAAGCUGAGGCAGCAGCCAGCAGGCGGGGGAGCAGGGAGGGCAGGGGGAGUCACAGCCAGAGCUGGGAGCCCCUUGUUCAAGGAUUCCAUUCCUGGUUCAUCCGCCUAAUUACCAUUGUCAUUACCACUCACAGGAGGCUCUGGGAGAUGGGAGGGGAAGCCAAAUGCUUCCUUUUAAGCUGGGCUUCUUAGAAAAUGGAACUUUUAUGGGUUACAUUUACAUUAAGUGUGGAAAAUGAAUUCUGAGUCUGAGCUAUUCCCCGUGGAAACCUUGUUGGACUGAUAAGCUCAUGGCACCUCUAUAGCCUUACUCACGGAGUCUUCAGAAUAUUACACGAGUUAAUGAAACUGAGAAGGUCUCUGACUGCAUGGGGAUCGGAGCAGCAUGUAGUCUGGGUUCUGCCUGGCAGAGGGAGGCAUCCAAAACUUCUCGAGGAGAGGAGAUUCCGCCUUACAUCAUCCCACUGGGAUUAGAGGAUGUGUUUCGCUAAGUGCUCUUCCUGUUUCCAAAAAAAAAAGUCACACUGCCGCAGCAGUGCGCCUUGGCCUGCUUGUCCACUGGUUGCCCAUUGCCCCUGGAUCCAGAGCUCCACUAAGUCAGAUACAGCGCUCCGCAGGCCUGCUGUGGGAGGCAUGAGCUGGAGAUGGGGGCUCCCAUCUGGCAGGAUCAUUCUUGGAUGAGAUGGAAAACAGUUUGGCCUGAAGAACACAAGUUUUUGUUCUCCAGAAGGGACUUACGCCUCUCAAAAUGUAUUCUUCAUACCAAGGGUCCUUGGGCAAAGUGCUCCUGCCCAGUCGAUCAGUCCCAUCCUGGCUGCCCGGUAUCAGUGAAGACCUGCUGGAGAUGUCUGCUCAGAGGUCAAGGGUGGCUUGUGGUCCACGGGAACCAGCUCCCUAGGCUUCCCCCAUGCCCUGUCCCUCCUCCACAGCCCCCUCCCCAAAGGGAUAGGGUGGACUUUUACGGAUCAAAAACAGAGAAUUACUGGGUAUUUCAUUUCUUUUUUUUUUUUUUUUUCAUAGAGAUGGGGUCUCACUGUGUUGCCCAGGCUGAUCUCAAACUCCUGGCCUCAGGCAAUCCACCUUGGCCUCCCAAAGUGCUGGGGUUACAGGUGUGAGCCACUGCGCCUGGCCUGAGUGUUUGUUUCUUUAAAGGAUCUUAUAUUUUUCCUGGGCUACAUACCACCACAGCAGCCCAGCUUCUGUGGGGAGAGAAGUUGAAGGAUCCCGAAGCUUUAGAAAAAGGAUCUCAGCGGUGGCACAGGCAGUGUUAUGCACCUCACCAUCACAUUGCUGCUGUUGUAUUGAAGGGGGUGCUUCUGGCCUUGGCCCUUUUGAGUUGGUUUCCAUUUGGGCUGCAGGUGACUCAGUGCCUCCCUUCUCAAACUGUCCUCCUGCUGAGACCAGCAGUCCCAACCCCAUGGCAAGGGUGAGUUUGAAGGCCUAACCCUAUGCCUACGUAAUAGGCUCCAAGCAUCGACUCCCACACUGAGAACACCAGCCCUUUUGACACUCACCAACCAAAUCUGUUAAUUCGAUAGAGUGACCAGGCCUCCCUCACCUGCCCAGGUGUAUGAUCCUACAGUUCCUGCCUUCUCUCCUACCCCGCACAGCUGCCAACUGGUCCUGCCUCCUCAGCCCCUCUGCCACCACCUUAAAUAGGACUUUGCUGAUUCCCCAACUUUGUUUUUUGUAGGAUGAGAUUUCUUUUUUACCCCACCCCCCACACUCCAAACAGACAUUGCUGGAGGGCAGAGCUAGGACAACUGGAGGAACAGGAAGGCAUGCCAGUAAAUUACUCCCUUGUCAGCCUCUGACCCUCAUCUCUCAGAAUUGUUGGCUGAGAAUUAACCCAAGGACCACACCAGUGCCUGAUUUCUACUUAGGGAGAGAGGAUUGGAAACAAUCCCAAAGAAACUGAGGGUGAGAAUGGCCAGGAGGUGUGUGUCCAAAAACCCAGGAGGGGCACAGAAGAUGAUGGCAAGGCAGACUGGGCAGUGUUUUGUAGACACAGAACAAAGAAUCAGAAUUUGAAAAAAGAAGAAAAAUACAUCUUCUCAGCUGCGACUUUAAAGUAUCACCUUUAUAGAUGGCAGGGAUUUCCAUUUCCAUUUCCAUCUAAGAUUUCAAUGUGAAAUCUUAGAAUGCAGUUUUACCACUUGCAGUCUUGUAUUUGUGGUGGCCACGUGGUGAGGGUGGUGAUGCUGAGCUUUCUGCCCAGGAGGAAUGAGCUUUCGAGCUCUCAGCAGGGUGUCAGGCUUGGGGAUUUGAGCAUUCACUGCUCAAAGUCCAGGCUAUUCUCCAGUCCUCAUGGCAGCCAUUAAGCCCAAGAGCCGGUCCUGACCUGGGGACACAUCUCCUGAGGGAUCCCAGAAAGAACCCAGUCUCUCCUUUCCCUUGGGGUCCUUGUUAGAACGAAAACCUCUCUAUUUAAGGCACAUCAUUCCCAGCUAGGUUUAUACACUUGUUUAUAUUUUAUUGGAGGAAAGGGAAUUAAAAAAUAACUCUGCAGUUCAAGGCCCUUUAAUUUAACCUUCCAAAAAGAGCAAACUCAUUUUAAAGACUCAUUGCUGAGGUGAUAGAGACAAACCUUAUCCUCUCCAACCUUUACAUUUGCAAAAACCAUCUUUGUGUGCUUGACUGCCCCAGACAGUGGUGACUCUUAGGUUUCAUUACAAAUGUGGAAGAUCAGAAUGUGGGAAGACCCGGGCGAGGGCCAAUGUUGUGUUUCUUACCCCCUCUGGAAUGCCAAAGGCAAGGUACUAGGUGACCUCCUGGUCCCCAAGAAAAUGUGAUUUAUUCUGAGGGCGAACAGCCAAAGGAGGACUCAGCCUGGAGCAGGCUUGACCGUCCUGGCAGGAGCUGAGCCGCAGGUGUCUGGCAGUGCCCCAGCAGCCCUGGAUUCAUCCAACACCAGAAUCCCACUUUUGUAAAUCCACCUGUUGUUCUGAGGACCUCUGAACUAGCAGCUUCAGCAAAAGGAGUCUGUACCAAGCUGCCUCUGGAUGACCAACACUGGAGACUCUGGCCUUACCAUGUGGAAAUCAUUUUCCUGAAGUCUGGAACUAAUUUUGAGAAGUUUUUUUCUCAACACUUUUGUGUUUCUAACACUGUAUCUUGACUGUGUAAAUACCAACAAGGCUGUAAAUAAAUGCAGAUGUAGAUACCUUCUAGAAAAAAAAAAAAAAAAAGCAUAAAAACAAAACCAGAAGUGAUCCUGUGUAGCCUUCGUUGACAAAUAAAGACUAUUUUGUGUUUA
Chlorocebus sabaeus (green monkey) is the source of this 18802-nucleotide messenger RNA. The record is from RefSeq and is a predicted model, not a curated record. Lineage: Eukaryota; Metazoa; Chordata; Mammalia; Primates; Cercopithecidae.